AUGGUAUUUUAUACAUCGUUAACUGACUGUUCAUCUUCUAGCAAUGAUGGACGAAUUUUUGUUGACGAAUCGGAUUAUAGAACAGUCGAAGAUGAACCAGUUCCAUUCGAAAUCAAAGAUGUUGUUAGGAUUCGAGCGGAAGAGAAAUUCGCAAAAUAUUAUGAGUGCCUUGAGGAGCUUGGCGAAGGCAAAUUUGGAAAGGUAUAUCUGUGCCGUGAAAAACAUACAGGAUUUGAAUUAGCUGCAAAGAGAAUAAAAAUAAGAAGGGAUGCUGAUCGAGCGAAAGUUGAGCGAGAAGUAGCAAUAAUGACGCAAAUGCGACAUCCGAGGAUUGCGCAGAUCUAUGAUGCAUUCGCAACACCAGAAAACGAUAUAGUCCUCGUCAUGGAAGUAGUUAAAGGUGGCGAAUUAUUUGAUCGUGUCGUCGACGAGAACUAUAUAUUAACAGAGUUAGCAGUCGUAAUGAUUAUGUGUCAACUCUGUGAAGCAGUUGGAUAUAUUCAUAGCAAGAAUAUUGUACAUCUUGAUAUCAAACCAGAAAACAUAAUGUGUGUAUCAAAAACUGGCAAUAGAAUCAAAUUAAUCGACUUUGGUCUGGCACAAUAUUACGAUGGAUCAUCAAAUUUAUUAUUUAUGGCUGGUACACCAGAAUUUGUUGCUCCUGAAGUUAUCAAAUAUGAACCAAUCGAUUUUUACACCGAUAUGUGGAGCAUUGGCGUUCUUACUUAUAUCCUUUUGUCUGGUAUAUCUCCAUUUCUCGGUGAUACUCUUGGAGAAACUUAUUGUGCUGUCGAAAGAGGACAAUGGGAGUUUGAUGAAGAAGCUUUCGAAGGCAUCUCUGAUGCAGCAAAAGAUUUUAUAGCAAAAUUACUCAUCAUUGACCAGACGUAA
Molecule: messenger RNA, 891 nt
Organism: Dracunculus medinensis (Guinea worm)
Lineage: Eukaryota; Metazoa; Nematoda; Chromadorea; Rhabditida; Dracunculidae
Source: the annotation of a GenBank genome assembly